Pneumocystis jirovecii RU7 is the source of this 1067-nucleotide messenger RNA. RefSeq lists its product as uncharacterized. Gene Ontology annotation, molecular function: heme binding; peroxidase activity. NCBI's taxonomy places the organism in Eukaryota, Fungi, Ascomycota, Pneumocystomycetes, Pneumocystales, Pneumocystaceae. Gene Ontology annotation, biological process: response to reactive oxygen species; cellular response to oxidative stress; hydrogen peroxide catabolic process. The record is from RefSeq and is a predicted model, not a curated record. The transcript is spliced from 7 exons. Bases 15 to 1067 code for a protein of 350 amino acids.
GAUAUUUUUAAACAAUGUUUUUAAAACAAGGUUUUAGUGUUUUUAAGAUGUCAACACGUUUACCGGUUUUUAUUGCGAAAAACAGUCUACAUAGAAUGUAUUCGACUACUACAUCUUCUUCUUCACGUAAAAUCCUGUAUGGAGGAUUUGUUUUUAGUGCAGCAGCUUUAGGAUAUGGGUAUUAUUGUAUUAAACACAAUUCAAAACCGCUUGAUUUUUUAAUUGGCAAAAAAAUUACUGAAAAGGAUUAUUACAAAGUAUAUCAAGAAAUAGCGGAAUUAAUGGAUUCUGAUGAUGUAGAAAAUUAUGAUGAUGGUUCUCUUGGACCUAUUUUAGUUCGUCUUGGAUGGCAUUCUUCUGGAACAUAUAACAAAGAAAACAAUAGUGGAGGAUCAAAUGGUGCAACAAUGCGAUUUGAGCCAGAAUCUAAGCAUGCUGCAAAUGCAGGUCUUCAUGUUGCACGUGAUGCUUUAGAAAAAAUUAAAAAAAAGAAUCCUUGGAUCAGUUAUAGUGAUCUUUGGACUUUGGCCGCUGUGUGUGCAAUUCAAGAGAUGUCUGGUCCAGCUAUUCCUUGGCGUCCUGGCCGUAUUGAUGGUGUCUGUACUCAAUGUCCUCCAGAUGGUUUAUUACCCGAUGCAUCAAAAGGACAGGAUCAUUUACGAAAUAUUUUUUACCGUAUGGGAUUUAAUGAUCAAGAAAUUGUUGCUUUAAGUGGUGCUCAUGCAUUAGGACAGUGUCAUACGGAUAGAUCAGGUUAUAUAGGACAUUGGACUUUUUCGCCUACUGUGCUUACAAAUGAUUAUUAUAAAUUGCUGUUAAGUGAAAAAUGGGAUCAAAAGAAUUGGAAUGGACCAAAGCAAUUUGAAGAUAAAACUAAAAGUUUAAUGAUGCUUCCUACGGAUAUUUGUCUUAUAAAGGAUAAGGAAUUUAAAAAGUAUGUUGAGCUUUAUGCAAAGGAUGAAAAGAAGUUUUUUGAAGAUUUUUCAAAAGCGUUCAGUAAACUUUUAGAAUUGGGUGUUCCUCGUUUUGAUCAAGAUCCUAUUAUAUUUAAGCCUCUUAGAGUUUAA